AUGGUUGCCUCCAAUAUCGCUCUCCAAGCUAGGCCUUUCAAAGUCCUGGUGGCGGGAGGCUCGUAUGGCGGGCUUGGCGCAGCUUUGAACCUCUUGGAUCUCUGUGCGGGAAGAUUUCCACGGUUUCAGUACAACCCGGUAGGAGAACCUGAGAACAGAAAAAUAACUCUGGAAAUCACGAUUGUCGACGAGCGUGAUGGAUACUUCCAUUUGAUAUCAUCUCCUCUAGCGCUUGCAUCAGGUACAUUUGCACCGAAAGCAUGGAGGAAAUUCAACGACAUUCCUGCGCUCCGGAGCAUCAAGACGAUUCGAGGGACCGUUGAAAGGGUCGACAGCAAAUUGCGGAGAGCAACCAUCGUAGAGGCUGAAAGCGGAUCAUCGCUAGAAGCAACUUAUGACUUCUUCGUCGGUGCUUCCGGGCUGCGAAGAGCCUGGCCAGUUGUACCACAAAGUCUCACAAAGGAGACGUAUUUGAGCGAAGCUCUCAGACACAUCGACUUGGUCAAAUCAGCUAGGCGGGGUGUAGUCGUUGUCGGUGGCGGUGCUGUGGGCAUUGAGAUGGCUGCCGAAAUCAAAUUGGUUAUGCCAACACAACAAGUGACCUUGAUUCAUUCCCGGGAUAAGCUGCUGUCCUCGGAAUCAUUGCCUGAUGAGUUCAAAGAGAGAUCUCGCACCAUUCUAGAGGGGAUGGGGGUUAAAGUUUUGAUGGGACAGCGUGUCCUCGAGACAAUCAAGUCAACGAGUGAGGAUGGUUCUCCAUACUCACAGCUUCAUCUGGACGGUGGGCAAACUGUUGUUGCUGGGCACGUAAUUUAUGCCAUGUCGAAGAGUAUUCCCUCAACAGCGUACAUGCCUCCUGCAUCCUUGGAUGAGCAGCAAUACGUCAAGAUCGCACCAUCGUUGAAUCUGCUUUCAGGAAUUCCGAACGCACGGUACCAUUUCGCAGUUGGGGAUAUCGCUCGCUGGUCCGGCAUCAAGCGUUGUGGUACCGCAAUGCAUAUGGGCCAAUACGCCGCGCACAACAUUCACCAGUUGAUGCUCCAACAGCUCUAUCAACAUCAGCCAAACUUUAAAGAACUAGAUCCAAUCCCACCAAUGAUGGGCAUAGCUAUCGGCACACAGGCAGUAGCCUACCAUCCAAGCGAAGGCACGACGUUCGGCGAGCAAGUUUUGAAAAGCUCUUUCGGAGAUGAUAUGGGUGACACCAGUAUGUAUCUCUUGUCGCAAACCCUUAAAUGUGCUGACCCCUUUGCCUAG
Exophiala aquamarina CBS 119918 is the source of this 1257-nucleotide messenger RNA. RefSeq lists its product as uncharacterized. Lineage: Eukaryota; Fungi; Ascomycota; Eurotiomycetes; Chaetothyriales; Herpotrichiellaceae. Gene Ontology annotation, molecular function: flavin adenine dinucleotide binding; electron-transferring-flavoprotein dehydrogenase activity. Bases 1 to 1257 code for a protein of 418 amino acids. The transcript is spliced from 4 exons. Gene Ontology annotation, cellular component: cytoplasm. The record is from RefSeq and is a predicted model, not a curated record.